This is a messenger RNA of Penicillium verhagenii, 2499 nucleotides long. Its product is annotated as SLM1 family PH domain-containing protein. Lineage: Eukaryota; Fungi; Ascomycota; Eurotiomycetes; Eurotiales; Aspergillaceae. The record is from RefSeq and is a predicted model, not a curated record. Bases 1 to 2499 code for a protein of 832 amino acids. The transcript has 2 exons.
AUGGCCAUGGCCGCGCGGCCACAGACACCCGUGCAGGAUGCAUACUCGAUCCCGAGCGCUCAUGACCCGAGUCUUCUGAGUCGCGGAUACGGCACCCUUCGCACCUCCUCUCGACCGAACUCCUACGCCGGAAAUAGCUCUACCUUCCAUUAUAGUCACGGUACUCCCGAGCAGUCGUCGCAGAUCCCUUACAAUCCCCGGUUCAAAGAAGAACUCGACUCCGUUAGCCACCGCAGCUCCAUCGCACUGGAUCGCCCGGCCUCCCUCGUGCAACGCUCAGCUUCAACGGCCUCCCAGGCCCGCUCAGCUACCCCGACUCGCCAGGGAACUUUGCGUAAAAAGGCCUCCCUGAGUAAGAAGGGGAGCUUGCGACGCAAUGGCAGUCGACGAUCGCUUGGCGCGGGGAGUGUCAAGAGCCUGAGCCUCGGCGACCGAGAGAAAUAUCCCGAUGGGUCAGAGGAUGUGAAUAGUGCUUUUAUGGUUCCUAUCCCAACAAGCGGAAACCCGACCGAGGUGUUAUCAACUCGUUUCCAAGCUUGGCGCAAGAUCCUGAAGGACUUGAUCCUCUUUUUCAAAGAAGUACAGAAAUCAUACGAGGCCCGAUCGAAGCUUUUCCUAUCCGCGUCAAAUGUCAUCAACAACCAAACUACUCCUUCUGCAUUCUUACAGUCAGGCGGUCUCGCCGAUGCGACAGAGAUGCUGCGCGAUUUCCACCGACAAGGAUACUCCGAAGCCAACAAGGCCGUCGAGGUGGAGGUGGAAGUGAUCAGCCAAUUGACCGGCCUUCGAAGUGAUUUACAAAAGAAGACGAAAGAGAUUAAGAGUCUGUCGGGUGAUUUCAAGAACACCGUCGAGAAGGAAAUUGACGGCACGCGCAAGGCUGUACGGAAUCUGCAUGAAUCCUUAGGUCUGGUUGAUACCGAUCCGUCUGCGACAUCCGGAAAAGGCGAUCCUUUCUUGAUGCGCCUGAAUGUGGAGCGCCAGGUCGAAAAGCAGAUUGAGGAGGAGAAUUACCUACACCGCGCAUACUUGAACCUGGAGAACUCGGGCCGCGAGCUUGAGUCGAUUGUUGUGAGUGAGAUCCAAAAGGCUUACAACGCCUACGCCGGCAUCCUGAAGCGGGAGGCCGACGAGGCCUACGAUACUGUUGAAAAGUUACGUGUGGGUCCGAUCUCCAUGCCUCAGGACCAUGAGUGGAAUACAUUUGUUGCCAAUACCGAUGAACUCGUCGAUCCACGGAUUCCUCCGCGUAACGUGGAGAGCAUCACGUACUCUGGCAAGGAUCACCCCGCGGCGGCUGAAGUACGAGCUGGUAUGCUGGAACGCAAGAGCAAGUACCUGAAGAGCUAUACCCCAGGUUGGUAUGUCUUGUCCCCAACUCACCUCCACGAGUUCAAGUCGGCGGACCGGGUGGCGUGGCAGACUCCAGUCAUGUCUCUAUACCUACCUGAGCAGAAACUGGGUUCCCACUCAAAUGAGGAUUCAAGCUCCCACAAGUUUAUGCUCAAGGGUCGGCAGACCGGUGCCAUGCACCGAGGCCACUCUUGGGUUUUCCGCGCGGAGUCUCACGAAACCAUGAUGUCGUGGUACGAGGACAUUGAGAGCCUCAUUAACAAGACCGGAGAGGCACGGGAUGCUUUUGUCCGACACGCCUCUGUUCGUCGCCACGUGCGUAGUGUGAGUGGCAUGUCGCAUAAUGAGGUCCUAGAAGAUGAUGAGGCCGACCGGACUCCCUACUCAGCAGAAUCCGUGGUGCUGGCCCAAGGACCCCAGGAGCGACCCAUGUCUGCCACUCGCCAGGCCGGUGGUGCGUUCCCCAGCGAUGUUCAGAUUGACCGGAACAUGCAGGAACCGCUUUCUCCCUCCAGCGGAGCAAGCUCAGGUGGCAGAGAUAUAAUUGCUGCCGCUGCAGGAUAUCCAGACAACAAUGCCAUGGCUAGCAAUUCACAAUACUACGACCAGAACGGCUCUGCUGAUCGCCAGUCUCAACGUGUCGCAAGCCAGAGCCCCGAAAACCAGUCUCGGAACCGGAUGAGCCGACACGAUAGCUAUUACGGACAGUGGAUGGGACCGGCACCCAUUAUCGUUGCCAAACAGAGAGAUCAGCGACCCGAAUCUGCGGUUGAUGACCGGGAGGUCCGAUCGGACGGGGACAAUGGUUCCGUGGUUGCAAUGUCCGGGGUGAUCGGUGUUGCAGACCGCCGUGAGAACUCAGCUCCUCCCAACGUCGCUCGUCGUGAGAGUGUCUCCACCGUACCCACCAAUACCAAUCAGACCGAUUAUACCAAUAACACCAUGGCUACCUCCCUUGAUGAAGCUCCAGAGGUCGGCAUCGUCGGCGCUAUUCCCUUCAGAGAUGGUUACGCCGACAAAGGCAUGAACGGCGCCACGACGGGCCCUCCUGACUUUUACCCUCCCCGAAAAGAGAGAAUGGACAGUGUGCUGGCUAUUGACAUGAAGAUUCCCGGCCGUUACCCACCUACCAAUGUGGCGGCAUGA